ACGUUGUCCGGACCGGAAGUGUUCUCUAAUACGCCACACGCGCUCAACACGCACGUACGACUGCGGCGCGUAAAUACAACACACAUGAUGUACAUUAUGCAUAUAUAUGCAUAUUCGUAAGUGGCCUAGUCGCGUACACACCGCGGAAUUUCGUACUGGGAAUCGAGAAUCGCACGAGGUAUAGUCGUCGCGUACGAAAAAAAUUUAAUUCAAUAUAUAUUUUUGACCACGGCGGCGAAAGUGCGGGAAUAUUAAAAAUUUAAUAAUAUAUCAUAAUAUCUAUACUCUAUACGUCGUAUAUUAUAUGAUACUAUUCACCCAGUGCGUAAGUGUCUAAGAGAUUAAUAUAAUAUUAUACACACGUGACGGGCGCUAUUUUCACCCCACGAGAGUGGUGACCGUUUCCGUAAACGCACGUGCGGCGGUGGCGGCGGAAACGUCUGGCGCUGCAGCUCCUCCGAUCGUCGGACUCGUACUCGUAUAUUAGCCCACUCGUAGUGGUCUCGCCGCUACCGUCGGUCGGUCGGGAGGAUCGCGUGAUCGCGUUUACAUCGGCGGGCGCGGCGAGGGACUUGUGUGCGAAAACGAAAAACAAAUGACUAUAAAUAAUAAAGGAGCAGAAAGACGAUAGAUAUAAAGAGCGAGAGAGACAGAGAUUGUGUGUUUGUGUGUGUGUGUGUGUGUGUGUGUGAGAGAGAGAGUGAGAGAGAGAUAAAAAGGCGCGAACUCCACGCGACCGCCCGCGAAUCGUGCGGUAUCGCACGCAUCAUGUCUAGGAGGAAACAGGCUACACCUCGUUCGCUCAGACAUGGAAAUCUUGACGCGGAAGACGUAUUCGAUGACGAAGACCUUAUGCCACCGUUAUCUCCUACAGGGUCUGGAAGUACGAAAAGCGAUGAAGACGAAGGAGACGAGGACGAAGAGGAGGAGUGCACUGUUGAUGAUGACGAUGAUGACGACGACGACGAUGACUUGCGGUCGGUCAGUUCUACUGAGGGGUCAAACCACAGUCUGCUUUCGGAAGCACUGAGUGGCGCGGGCGAGGCGAGCACCGAAGAGGCAGCUUCGUCGUGGAGCUCGGCCGUGUCGGAGGACCACACGUCGCCGGACAGCUGCGCCACGAGCAACAGCCGGCCCGGUUCCACGGUCGACCACCGACGCGAUCGCCACAGCCGUCCGCCGUCGUACGCCACGGCCGGCGCCGCGGCCGCUGCUGCCGUCGCCGCCGUUACAGCCGCAGCGAACGCCACUGACGCCAACCCGUACGCAUGCCAGUACUGCGACAAGACGUUUCCCCGGGGAAGCUACCUGAAAAAACACGAACAGACUCAUGGAGAAUCAAUGCCGUUCAAGUGUCAAUUCUGCCGGAGGCUGUUCAAACACAAGCGCAGCCGAGACCGGCACGUGAAAUUACACACGGGGGACAAGAAGUACAAGUGUACUCAAUGUGACCAUGCUUUUUCAAGGAGCGAUCACUUGAAGAUCCACAUGAAAACACACGACAAUCAAAAACCGUUCCAGUGUACGGUUUGCAACAGAGGUUACAGUACGGCGGCCGCGCUCACGUCGCACAUGCAGAACCAUCAUAAACGGGCUGCGGAACGGGCCAACUCGCCACAGAUAUCCGGCCCCUCCUACAAGUGCCUCCAGUGCACGCAGAUAUUCCGCAAACCCGACGAGCUUCAGAAUCACACUGCGACGCAUCAUCUCGGUGAGCAACUUUCGUCCAACUCCCGGAGCUCGAAACGUUCGACACCGCCGAAAACGCCGAACCAAUACAUUUGCAUGUACUGUACCAAAGAAUUGUCCAGCAUGGACGCGCUGCAACAACACUUCCAGACCAAGCAUUCUGCGAUCGUCAACGGCAAGUCGCAAGAGGAUAUCUUCUCGGCCGUACCACCGGCGGCCGCGUUCCCAUGGCUCAACUUUGCCGACUCGCCGGCCCUGGCCCUGCCUCCGUACUCGUGCCGGUUGUGCAUGAGCCAAUUCCCGUCCGUCACUUCGUUACAAAAGCACUUUACGACCGCCCACUAUCUGAAUUCCGUCCUCAACAACAACAUACAGAACAACAAUAAUAACAACAGCAACAGCAACAACAACAAUACCAACGGCUGCAAAAGUGGCGGCGGCGUGGUGCCGAUGUUCAACUGGCCGGCAAUGGCUGGUGCGAACGGAUACCAUCAACACCACCACCGCCACUCGACGUCAGGCGGCAGUGGUGGUUUCUUGCCCGAGGAAACCGUUCAGACGGGUCCCACAGACUUGUCGCUGUCGUCGUCCAAGCACGGUGGCGGAAAACACCAUCACACGUCGUCGGGCAAGCACAAGUCGGCGGACGACCAGCGGAACCACGCGACCAGCAAAAAGUCCCGUUCGUCACCGGGCCGCGAUCCACCGGCUGCCGACCAACAGCGUCACAUAAAACAAGAAAGUGUCAGCGGCCACAACGUGUACGACGGCAAACACCUGCAGCUGCCGCGGUCAGCCGUGGCUCGUCCGUCCUCGCAGUUAGGCGUCUCCAACCACAACAACAACAAUAACAUCAAUAACAACAACAACAACAACAACAACAUUCACGUCGACAACAACAAGAUCCAAUUGCCAUGUCCGCACUGUCAUCUGACGUUUGCGCACUUCGAAGACUACCAGCAGCACGUCAUCGGCCACUUCCUGAUGGCCGCAGCCGAAUACUCGUGCCAGGAGUGUUCCACUUCGUUCGCGACGUCCGAACACGUCCAGAAACACCUCAUGGAAACGCACGCACAGAACUUUUACCGGUGCAUGCUGUGCAAAGAAGUGUUCCCGACCAAGUCAGCGUUGAAAGUGCACUUCAGCAUGAACCACGGCAGCGAACACCGCAUGUUCCGCUGCAACAACUGCACGGGACUGUCCCGGCCGCUGUUUCAGACGGAAAUCGAGUUCAUCGAUCAUCUGCGCAAUGCCCAUUACUCCGCGAGAUCGCCACCACCGGUCCAAGCGAACCUGAUGUUGAGGUGUUUGGUGUGCCACGCCACGUUCAACACACAGUCCGACAUGGAACAACAUUUAGCUAGUCAUUCCAAACAGUUCCAAUGUCAAUUCUGUUCGGAAGCGUUCCACAUCGAGUUCUUGUUGGAUAGGCACAUACAAACGCAUCACAGUUCGAGUAUUUUGAGCCACCUCAACCGGAACCUAAGGGAAUCGCCGAAUUCCAUGUGCACGUCACCCACGUACAUUUCCCGGACGACAGACGGCAGUAAGCAUCCGACAGAAAACGGGACGAACGCUUGUGACAUAUGCGAGAAAAACGAUUUUCGAAACGAACUGGACCUGAUGGCCCACAAGAGGACGAUGCACCAGGUGAAACCUACGAAUCUUUCGACAAAAGUGAGCUUACAUUGCGCGUAUUGCAACGAAAACUGUAAAUCAAGAACAGAGCUGGAGAACCACAUGAAGACGCACUCGCAACACGGUUCUAAUGUCGGAAAACACAAGUGCAACAUUUGUGACGAAAUCUAUCAGUCCGCGAUCAGCUUGGCCGAACACAAGCUCACCCACUGCAAGGUGGCCACGAGUACUGUGUGCAGUCACUGCAAGAUGACAAUAGACAACGAGGAUCAGUUCCACCAACACCUCCAGAAGCACUGCAACCCGGCGAACGCGAACGGCGGCCAAGUGGCAUUUCCCACGUCGUGCAUCAUAUGCAGGCAAACGCUCGUGUCGGACAUCGAGGUGAAGGUGCACGUGCACUAUCACCUGUCCCGGCUCAAGGAACCUGCGGCCGUGUGCGGCAACUGCAACCGGUACAAGCGGUCCGCGUCGUCGCCGUGCGCCGGCUGCAACCCGGCCAGGAACAGCGCCGCGGAACGGUGUCCGGACUGCGGUGCGGCGUUCGACGCUUUCGGCGCGCUGCAACACCACCUGACCACCGUCCACAGGAAACCGUUUCACUGUUUCAAGUGCAAGAUCGGGUUCGAAUCGCAGCAGGAAGCCACGAUCCACUUGGGCACCCACCUGGCCACGCUCAACGGUUCCGUGGACGGCAUCGAGUGCGGCCUUUGCCCGUGCGUGCUGCCCACGGCCAACAGCCUCCAGACCCACCUGAUCGAGCACACGUUCGCCGGCUGCAAGGCGUUCACGUGCUACCUGUGCUCGGCCAUAUUCACUGCACCCACCGGACUCCAGGCGCACAUGACCGUCGACCAUUCGGCCGAAACGCCGCCGUACGACUGUCCCAGGCCCGGGUGCCAGGCAAAGUUCUUCUUCACCGCCGAGCUGGACAGGCACACGCUUGAGCACCAGGGACAGGACGUGCUGGCCAACAUGAACUUCUACAAGUACCAAAACAAGCUGAUGUCCAUUUGCGAAAAGCUUUCGUUCAAGUGCGCCGAGUGCUAUCAGAGUUUUUUGACACAAGCCGACUUGCAGUGUCACGUGUACGACCACCAUCGGCAGCCGAAAGACGCACCGCUGACGGGACCGGAAACGAAAAACGUCAAACAGGAAAUGAGCGGAUGCGCGGUUAACGGUAACGCGGACGAGACGGGGCCUUUGGACGGAUGCGAACGUUCCGAGAACCCGAUCAAAGUGGAGGACGGGGACGAGGUGAGCGUUAAAACAGAACGGCGUGAAAGAGACGACGAGGACGAAGAGUUGAUCGACGUGGGAGAGAACAACCGCGGCGAGGUGAAGUCGGGAGCAGACGAAGAAGACGCGGACAUGCGUUGAUGGGGUGUCGUCAAUGGUCGAGGCUCAGGAUGAAUAGGACUCAUCAACCGGACCUAAAUCUUUUUGUUGUUAUUUUCAAAGAGAAAAAUCGCCUCGAUACCUCCCCUAAAUUGUUUAUUAUAAUAUAUUAUUAUAUUUCACCGUCAUGAUUAUGAUGAUUCAAGAGAAUACAGUUAUAUUAUUAUUAUUAUUAUUAUUAUUAUUACGAUUAUUGUUUAUUAUUAUUGUUAUACACACGCGCAAAUGAUACGCAAUAUGAUAUUAGCGUAUAUUGUUUUUAAUAAGUAAAUUCGUAUUAUUGUUACAUAUUAUUAUUAUUAUUAUUAUUAGCAGUACAGAGUACACGUAAUACGUAUUACGUGGCGUGUUCUUUUUGUAUUAUUAUUAUUGUAAACAUUAUAAUAUAUUUGAUUGUAUACGUUGAAUUUACAGUGAAUAAUGCGCACACAUUUAUAAAGUUUUAGGUGGUGAAAUAUUAUUAUUAUUAUUAUUAUUGUGCCUCGUCGAGGAAUGAAUUAUAUUCGAGAUAAAUUAUGUUAUCACUUUC
Molecule: messenger RNA, 5254 nt
Organism: Acyrthosiphon pisum (pea aphid)
Lineage: Eukaryota; Metazoa; Arthropoda; Insecta; Hemiptera; Aphididae
Gene: L
Product: zinc finger protein Lobe
Exons: 14
Coding region: 769-4707 (1312 amino acids)
Source: RefSeq, a predicted model, not a curated record